This is a messenger RNA of Bombus impatiens (common eastern bumble bee), 1665 nucleotides long. It is a transcript of the gene OXA1L, whose product is annotated as mitochondrial inner membrane protein OXA1L. NCBI's taxonomy places the organism in Eukaryota, Metazoa, Arthropoda, Insecta, Hymenoptera, Apidae. Gene Ontology annotation, cellular component: mitochondrial inner membrane. Gene Ontology annotation, molecular function: membrane insertase activity. The coding region runs from base 226 to 1545 and encodes 439 amino acids. The record is from RefSeq and is a predicted model, not a curated record. The transcript has 8 exons. Gene Ontology annotation, biological process: protein insertion into mitochondrial inner membrane from matrix; mitochondrial respiratory chain complex IV assembly.
GAUAGGAAAUUCUUAUGAAUAUACUUAAAAAUUUCAUUAGUACCUCAAAUGUAACUUAAAUUUGAACAUAUUCUCAAAUUGAACUCAGGAUGCCAUCUGAAGUAUAAUGUGACAACUUGUAACUUAAUAGUGGAUUGUAGUACUACACGUGAUAUGAAAAUCUCUUUAAUUUACAAUACCUUAUCAUAAUAUAAGAUUAAAUAUUACUAGUAUAUAAACAAAAUCAUGUUGACGCGAUUAUGUGUACGUGUUAGUAAAAAACUGUUAAAUACAAGUACAGGAUUUCACAAAACAACAGAAUAUCACUUUAGCGGUCUCGCAUAUAAUAUAACAAACGGUCCUUUGAAACAGGAUUGUGUAUUAAACGUUCAUAAACUUUCGAGGAUUCAUAAGAUUUAUUUCGCUCGGUAUGAAAGCACAGCUAAUACAACAAUAAAAGAAAAUGCAUCAAAUACGCCACCAGAUUCACCUGUGCCACAAACACAAAUAACAGACCUAAAUAAUUCAGUACCAGAGAAAGAUCUAUUAAGUGAAAUACCAGAUCCACCUCUUCCACAAAUACCAUUGCCUACUGAAAUCACAGAGGUUAUUAAACUACAUGCAAAUGGGGAACCUACCUUUGAAAGCUUAGGAUUAGGUGGAUAUGGCCCUGUGGGAAUUAUUCAAACAUUUUAUGAAUUAGUUCAUAUUAAUUGUAAUCUACCAUGGUGGGCAACAAUUGUACUAACUUCAGUACUUAUCAAAGUUGCAACAUUUCCACUUUCGAUAUCUGUACAGAAAAAUACUAGCAAUAUGAACAGAAUUCUGUCACAAAUAAUAAAGUUACAGGAAAAUAUGACUGACGCAAGAAGAUGUGGAAAUUCACAAGAUGCUGCUGUAUAUGCUUUUGAAUUACAACAGCUGAUGAGGAAAAAUAAUGUUAAGAUAUUUCCUGUUUCGAAUCUUUUGAAGAUUGGAACACAUCUACCAAUAUUUUUUGCUCUACGAGAAAUGACUAGUAAACCUGUAGAAAGUUUAAAGGAAGGUGGAUUGUGGUGGUUUACGGAUUUAAGUAGUACUGAUCCAUAUUAUCUGUUGCCACUGGGUACUACUAUAACAUUAUAUGCUGUUACUUCAUAUGCAUUGAAGAAUUCAAAAAAUUUGGCUCCAAUAAUACAAAAUAUGUUCAAAGCAAUACCAGUUAUUUCAUUUAUAUUUGCAGUGAAGUUUCCGGGGGCCAUUUUGUGUCAUUGGGCUGUUUCAAAUAUUCUAACCAUAAUAGAAAAUCAAUUACUGCAUUUAGAGAAAGUAAAAGCAUUUUUUAAUAUCCCUCCUAUGAUGACCACAAAUAUAGACAUAAAGAGAGACAAAGGCUUCAAGGAAUCAUUCUCUGAUGCUUGGACUAACAUGAAACUAUCUAAUAAGCUAGCAGCUUAUGCACGUGCAGAUGUAAAACAAUUUAAUAAUGCAGCUAAAGGUCCACUCCCAAUGACAUAUAAAUACAACCCAGUAAAAAAUUUAUCAAAAGCAACAUCAGCAACAUCAAUGACAACAAUGAAAAAAUGAGAUUUUAUGUAUAUGAAAUUUCUUUACAUAUUUAAUUAGAUCUAAUUGUAAUAAUUUGAAAUUUAUGUCAAUAAACUAGAAAAUAAUGAUAAGAUAUCUCUAAUAAAUUAUAUACAAUUA